Messenger RNA from Aplosporella prunicola CBS 121167, 2314 nucleotides. RefSeq lists its product as uncharacterized. Lineage: Eukaryota; Fungi; Ascomycota; Dothideomycetes; Botryosphaeriales; Aplosporellaceae. The record is from RefSeq and is a predicted model, not a curated record. The transcript has 2 exons. The coding region runs from base 175 to 1995 and encodes 606 amino acids.
CUUGACCUUUCCUCGCGGGAGCUAAACGCCUCAUUUCCCUGUCUCUUUUUCCCAUUUCCUUGGUUCUGUCAUAGACCGUCGGUGGAGCUGGCCUCUGCUCAUAAUCCUUCCGUAAUUCCUGCCUGAUCGUCCAGUUGCUCCGGUAGCGACGCCCCAAAAAAAAGUCUUUCCCCAAUGUAUUCCAGACACACCACCCCCCCUCAGGCUAUGGCCCAGUUCUAUCCGGAGAGCGUGAGCAGCCAAGCUUCCAACGCCUCUUACACCAUGUCUCCCGAAGCUUCGCCCGACACCACCAUCACCACCCCCGCAAGGUCCCCCAUCCGCCAACUAGGCCCUGUUCUUCUCCCCAAGAUCAGGUCCCAGGACCAGACCACCGAGCCCACCAACGGCCCCGUCAAUGGCCCGACCAGUGGCCCGAUCCGCGGCCCCGUCAGACACCGCAGGACGGUCUCUGCCGCCUCUGGUUUCUCGGCUGGCAACUACAGCCCCUACAUGCGCCCUGGCAUGAGCCGUCGUUCCACUAGCCCCAUUGACAGCAACGGCUCCGUGUACACGCCCGCUUCCAGGCUUUCUCCCUUUGAUGCCGGCAUGCACUCUGGCUACAACUCGCCCAACCCCUACUCGGAAGCUCCCUGCCGUCCCUCUCUUCACUCGAGGUCCCGCUCGACUUCUGCUGUCAACGCCCACUCCCGCUCUACCUCUGUCUCGAGCAUCGACUCGUCGGUCAUCAACCGCUAUGGCUACCCCACCUACCGUGCCAUGCCCAACUACAUGACGGCUCACUCUACUGCGGCUUCGAUGGCCCUGAACAUGGUCACUGCCAUGCCUACCUGCAACGAGUACACCAACGACUUCCAGGUCCCUGACAUGUUCGAGCCCCUGCAUGCCGCUGCCCCUGCGGUUCAGUACCCCAUGGCUGCCGACUUCCAGUUUGGCUGCGACAGCUUCGGCCAGCCUGCCACCACGACCAUCAUGGACUACCUGACCGCCCCCAACCCUCAGCCUGCCCUUGUUCAGCGCAUCACCACUGCUGGCCGCAGCCUGAACCAGACGCACUACUGGUGGGACAUUCGCAACCUCCGCAGCUGGGCCGACUUCAACGUUGAGACCAUCAGCUCCAUCCCUGGUCUGAUGCCUCUGCUCCAGAUCCCCGUUGCCGAGGCUGCUCUGCCCACCCCGGCUCGCCCCAACCUCGCUCCCGACUGCGAGGCUGCUCUUCACGAUGUCUACCGCGACUACCACGCGACCAAGGUCAACGCUGCUCUCUCUGUCGCUCAGGGUACUUCUCACAUCUCUAUCCGCUCUCGCAAGAACAUGCCCACCGCCCAGACUCCGGUCGACUUUGUCUCCAACUACGCGACCGACUACGAGAAAACCAUCUACGGUGAUGGCCGUGGUCGCGUUGUCGGCAUUGUCAAGGCCUAUGACCAGUGGAACACGGGCAUGCGUUCCGAGACCCCCAACAAGCAGGUCUACUACCUGGCUGGUCUGGCUCACCUCCACCGCGUCAUGCGCGAGCACGGCUGCCGCUAUGGUUUCAUCAUGACUGAGAUCGAGAUGCUGUGCGUGCGCUGCGGUGGUGACCCCGCCACGGCGACGCAGGUUGACACGGCGACCGUUAACGCCGAUGCCGGCUCCGGUGUUCCGCUCUUCGGACACCUUGAGCUGUCGGCGCCGAUCUCCGUCUCGGCCUUCGGUACCAAGACCGAUCCCGUCACCGGUGAGCAGAUGCCCCAGAUGACCGUUGGUCUUGCUCUCUGGUACCUGCACAUGCUGGCCAAGGAGGACCCCCUGCCCGGCACCCAGGGCACUUGGCGCAUGGAGGUCGGUGGCCCCGCCGCCCUGACGAGGCAGCACUGCCAGGAGAAGGACGCGUGGAUCCCCAAGCCCAACCUCAGCGAGAAGAGGGAGGCGAAGCGUGUCCGCGGUUGGGUCUUCCCCGAGGAGCCGCUUAGCCGCAAGGAGUGCGGCAAAGGCAAGAGGAGCAAGAAAUAGAUGAUGAGGUGGAUUUGCAAUGGUUUUUUUACGUCUUGAUGAUUUUUUACGGAAACGAUGAGGGAACGGUCAUGAAGGAUGAUGGGAUACGGAUGGACGAGGACUGGAACGAAGGAACUGAUUUGCGAAGUGCUCGCUGCAGGUCCAGUGGAGUACUCGGAUUUUUCUUUUUUUUCUCACUGCAUGCAUCUGUGUGGGUGUUGAUGAUUAGCAUUUUCUGGUGUUGGAUCGCAACAUAGCGACGGAGGCACUCUGUGCUUUGAAUAUGAACAUAUAUAUAUAUAUCGAAAAACACGCAUUGUAUAUCUGCAAAGACCCC